AUGGCAGAAGAACAAAGAAAUCUACUUGAACAGCUUAUGGGAAAGGAUGCAUUAAUACAUCCAGUAAGAAGGCGAAAAGAGCCAGAGAUGACUAGCCAUCGAGUAUGUAAAAGCUUUUUGGUUGGGACAUGUCCUCACGACUUGUUCAUAGGUACUAAGCAAGAUCUUGGAAAAUGCCCUCAACUUCACCUUGAGAAACUUAAAAUUGAAUAUGAGUUUCGGACAAGGAAGAAACACGAGAGUUUUCCUGAUUUCGAAUAUGAGUAUUACACUCAUUUGAGAAAGUAUAUCAAUGAUGUUGAUAGAAAUAUAGCAGUCGCUUAUAAACGGUUGGAACAUACUCCUGAAGAAAAGGAGAAAAUCGCAAAAAUAACAAAAGAACUUGAUGACUUGGAUACUAAAAUUGGGUUGAUGACCCAAGAAAUAGAGUGUCUUGUGAAGGAAGGAGAAAGUUUAAAAGCUAUAUUCGAAUCGGUAAAAUUGAACGAAUUAUGCAAGGGAAGAGAGACAUUGGCAGAAUCCGCCAGAAACAUUGCUGAAAAUGUAGGUCAAACCUCCCAACAAAAGUUACAGGUGUGUGAGGUUUGUGGUGCUUACUUGUCUAGAUUAGACAGCGAUAGGCGAUUGGCAGAUCAUUUGAUUGGAAAGAUACAUUUGGGUUAUGUACAGAUGAGACAAGCAUUUAAUGAGUUGCAUAAAAAAUACAAACGAUCGAGUCAUUAUUGA
Molecule: messenger RNA, 726 nt
Organism: Priceomyces carsonii
Lineage: Eukaryota; Fungi; Ascomycota; Pichiomycetes; Serinales; Debaryomycetaceae
Gene: EXM2
Product: Exm2p
Exons: 1
Coding region: 1-726 (241 amino acids)
Biological process (GO): mRNA splice site recognition
Cellular component (GO): U1 snRNP; U2-type prespliceosome
Molecular function (GO): mRNA binding
Source: RefSeq, a predicted model, not a curated record